Molecule: messenger RNA, 5910 nt
Organism: Grosmannia clavigera kw1407
Lineage: Eukaryota; Fungi; Ascomycota; Sordariomycetes; Ophiostomatales; Ophiostomataceae
Product: duf814 domain containing protein
Exons: 8
Coding region: 1-5910 (1969 amino acids)
Biological process (GO): rescue of stalled cytosolic ribosome; ribosome-associated ubiquitin-dependent protein catabolic process
Cellular component (GO): RQC complex
Molecular function (GO): ribosomal large subunit binding; tRNA binding
Source: RefSeq, a predicted model, not a curated record
AUGGUUCCUGCAGCCUGCGGCCUUCUGGACGACAGCGAGGCGCGUGCUGAGGCGCGGUCGUGGCAGCACACUCAACAUAACCGCCACGCACAACAACAUCCGCCAGGCCACGCACAACACUUACAGCAACAACCCCAAGCGCGGCCUCCGAGCAUAGUGCACCAGCAACACCACCCCCAUCACUCGCAAACGCCACCGCAACAGCAGCAGCACCAGGCGCCAUACGCCCCCGUGUAUCAGCAGCAGCCACAGCCAAGCAGUGGCCAGCAGCACGCACAGGACAUCUACAACUACCAAUCCAGCCCGUACAACGCGCCCGCUCCGACAGGCGGGUAUACCUCUGCAGAGAUGAUGGCCGCCACGAUGUCCAGGCCUACCUAUCCGCCCAUGUCGUCGUACCACACGCCGCAGUCGAACUCGCCCGCGUCGGUGGGAUCGACCGGCGGCCACGACCAGCAGCGGAGCAUGUACGGCCAGCCACCGCCGCAGCUUCACCAGCAGUCGAUGUACUACGGACAGCAGCAGUACCAGCCGCUGCCGCCGGCGUCUGCUUCUCCGUACGGCCAGCACGGGCCGCCGCCACACCAGCCGAUGGGCUCGCAGCCGAGUAUGAUGAUGUCCCACGGCGCGCCGUCGCCAGUACAGCACCAGAUGGCACAGCAUGCGAGCCAGCACAGCCCGGCGUCGGCCAUGGCCGGCAGUCCGCGUCACGCGAAGAUGGAGGUGCAGAGCCUGACGCCGCAGCUCUCGCGCCAGGCACCGCCGGCAGCACCAUCACCGCUAUCGAUGGGCCAGGUGCAGGCCGCCCAGAGCAUGCAGGCCCAAGGGAUGCAAGCACACCAGCAGCAAGGCAUGCAAGCCCAGCAGAGCCUGCCGCAACACCCACAACACCCACAGCACCAGCAGCAUCCUCAGCAUCCCCAACACCCACAACAUCCUCAGCAUCCCCAGCACCAGCAGCACCCACAGCACCCGCAACAUCCGCAACACGCCCAGCACCCACAGCAUCCGCAACACCCGCAGUCCAACGGGGCCAGCCCGCUGCCCCAGGCCGGUGGUGCAGGCAGCUCGGUGGUCAACCCAAACGCAGCGCCGGGGCCGAUUCCAGCAACGACGCCGUUGGUAGUGCGGCAAGACCAAAAUGGAGUGCAGUGGAUCGCGUUUGAGUACUCGCGCGACCGGGUCAAGAUGGAGUACACGAUUCGGUGUGACGUCGAGUCGGUGUCGACGGAGGAGCUGUCGUCCGAGUUCAAGCAGGAGAACUGUGUGUACCCGCGGGCAUGCUGUCCGCGGGAGCAGUACCGGGGCAACCGGCUACAGUAUGAGAGCGAGUGCAACACGGUAGGCUGGGCGCUGGCACAGCUGAAUCCACCGCUGCGCGGCAAGCGAGGCCUGAUCCAGCGGGCCGUCGACAGCUGGCGGAACAGCAACCAAGAUCCGCGACUGCGCAGCCGUCGGGUGCGGCGGAUGGCCAAGAUGGGCACACGCAAGGCCGUCAGCGCCGGCACAACCGCCCCGGGACUUGCACAGUCGCCGGCGCAUCUCGGUGGCGUGGCCACGCUGUCCGGGGCGGCCACGCCGCUCACGAAGCCUAUGCCGGGCUUGCCUCCGCAGCUUCAUCACCACGACGGAAGUGCCCAUGCGGGCGGUGACGAAGUCGACGGUAGCGGGGAGUCGUUUGUCGACGACAGCCAGCACCAGCACCAGCACCGGCCGUCUUCACUUGGCAGCACCGGGCUGGCACCGAUCGCAGCCACGGUCCCAGAUGUCCGGCCGGCCCACGUCUUCAGCUCCUACGACGGAUACCACAGCGGGACACCCAACGUGCUGCCGGCCAUACCGGCGCCUGUGGCCAUCUCUCAUGGCUCCGUGGGCAUCGGACAGGCUAGCACCAAGAAGAAGGUGCCAUCACCAGACGGACUCUUCCCCGACCUGGCCGAGGCCAAGAAGCGCAAGUUUGUGUUGGUGGAGGAUCGCGGCUCGCGGCUGCGCGUGCGCGUCACGCUCAACAUAGUGGACACGAGCGAGAUCCCGGACUCGUUCCGCCGGUCCAACGCGGUGUUUCCGGGGUCUUUCUUUCCGAUCGAGAUGGAGAGCCCGCCACCGAGUCCGACGGGCCGGUGCUUCUUUCCGGGUGACGUCGACGACUACGACGGCGAUGAGGUCGAAGCCUAUGACGGCAAUGCGGCCGACCGCGGCCGACGACGGCCACAGCCCCGGCGCGUCGUGGCCAGCGCGACCACGAUGGCCUCGGUGCCGGUUGAGGACGGCGUGGAGGCCGAGCUGGAGGUGCCGCGCAUGCGCAAGGGCCUGCGGCGGAAACAAGUGCGGCUCAACGACCUGGGCUGCCGCAUGGCCUGGCUGCAGAGCCGGGCUUUUGCGGGGCGGCGCAUCUUUUUGCAAAAAGCCUUGGAUACGUACCGCACCAAGACGUGCAACAGCAUCGUGGCGGCCUCGCAGGUCGUCAGCGCCAUUGCGCCGCACUACGAGAUGCGGCUGGGCAAGAAGAAGUGGAUGUCGUGCGAGCGGGACAUGGAGCUGCGGCAGGCUGGCCGGAUCUCUCCCUGCCAGAAUGCGAGCCUUUGGAGGCUGCCGUUCUGCAACCUCUUCACAAGGCCGAAUGCAGCCGAGAUGAAGCAGCGAUUCUCUUCCCUCGACGUGCGGGCUAUCAGCCACGAACUGCACCACAGUCUUGCAGGGACGCGCGUGACAAAUGUCUACGACCUCGUGCCGCCGUCGUCAUCGGCAUCGUCGACCGCAGCCUCGACGUCCCGUGCCCUGCUUCUGCGCUUCUCACGCGGCCAGGACAAGUUCCAGCUGGUCGUCGACUCGGGCUUCCGCUGCCACCUGACAGCCUAUGAUGCGCGAGCUUCGGCAGCAUCCAAGGGCAGCAGUGCAGGCAGCGCACCGCACGCGCCUUCCGCGUUUGUAGCCCGGCUGCGCACCUUCCUCAACGGCCGGCACGUGACCGCAGUCCAGCAGGUCGGCACCGAUCGCAUCGUCGAGCUGCGCUUUAGCGACGGCCAGCUGCGCCUCUACCUCGAGUUCUUUGCGGCCGGCAACGUCGUGCUGACCAAUGCCGAAGCCAAGGUGCUCGCUCUCCAGCGCACCGUGGCCGCCUUCCGCAGUGCCAGCCUCGACGUCACCCUCAACGUCGGCAACCCCUAUGCGCUGGCCGCCAAGCAGAACGUCGCCGGCAUCACCCCGCUGACCGUUGAGGCUGUCAAAGCUGUGCUGCAGGCAGCCGUGGCCGCAGACGCUCCGGCGCCUCUGACGGCUGAGGCUGCCGCUUCCACUGCCACUGUCGUUUCGAAGAAGAAGAAGAAAAAGGAAAAGAGUGUCAGCCGCACGCUGGCGCUUGCCUUCACGGACUUGCCGCAGGUUCUGAUCGAUCAUGUGCUGCUGACCAGCGGCUUCGAGACCACAGAGACGGCCGGCCUCACAAAGGCUGCCGCUAUCCUGGCCGACGACGUCCGUCUCGACGCUCUCUUCCGCGCGCUGCAGGAGACCCGGACGCUUUCGGAUGGACUGACAGCGACGGGACCAACCUGCCAGAGCUACAUCGUUGCCACCAAGGAGUCGGCAGACACAGACGCCAGUGCAGCAACGACAGAAGAGGGCGGCAGUGCCAUCCCAGUCCCCGCAUCAACGAAGCUGGACUACGUCGACUUCCAUCCGUUCAAGCCGCGCCAGUUCGAGGCCGAUCCGAAGUGCGUGCUCCUGCCGUUCGACAGCUUCAACAAGGCCGCAGACGAAUUCUACUCGCACCUGCAGGGCCUCAAGGCCGACCGCCAGCUCCACCAACAGGAGUCGGUUGCAUUCAAGAAACUCGAGGCCACCAGGCGCGACCAGGCCAUGCGCAUCGAGAGCCUGCAGGAGACGCAGCAGCUCAACACGCGCAAGGCAGCUGCAAUCGAGGCCAACCAGGAGUGGGUGCAGGCAGCGAUCGACGCGGUCAACGACCAGCUGCAUGUCGGCACGGACUGGGAGGACCUGGCGCACCUGAUUGAGAACAGCGCCGACAGCAACCCGGUUGCGGCUCUGAUCAAGCUGCCCAUGAGGCUGGCCGACGGGAUCAUCACGCUGCAGCUCAGCGACGAGCCUGCGGCCGACUUUGACGAAGACUUUGACGAGGACGAAGAAGAAGCUGAGGAGGAGGAGCUGCUGGAUGUGAACGUGAAGCUGGCCCUGUCGGCCUGGGGCAACGCGCGCGAAUACUACGACCAGAAGCGAGUGGCAGCGUCCAAAGAGCAGAAGACUAAGGAAGUCACGUCAAUGGCGCUGCGCAACGCCGAGAAGAAGGUGGCCGAAGAGUUGAAGCGGGUGCAGAAAGGCGGCAAGCCGGCGCCGCAGCUCAUCCGCCGGCAACUGUGGUUCGAAAAGUUUCUCUGGUUUGUCUCGUCGGACGGCCACCUCGUCAUCGCCGCCAAGGAGUCACAGCAGUGCGAGCUGAUGUACCGGCGCCAUCUCCGCCGCGGCGACAUCUAUGUGCACGCCGACAUCCGCGGGUCCCCGGGAAUUAUUGUGGUGAAGAACCGGCCGGACGUCGGCGCUGAUGCGCCCAUUCCUCCCGGCACGCUCGCCCAGGCCGGCUGUCUGGCCGUGUGCGCCUCGGAGGCGUGGGACAACAAGGCAGGCUUUGGCGCGUACUGGGUUCACGCAAAUCAGGUGUUUAAGACCACUGCGAGCGGCGACGUCCUUCCGCUCGGCUCGUUCGACAUCCGCGGUGAGAAGAACCAUCUGCCUCCGCCGCAGCGCGUCCUGGGCUUCGGCCUGCUCUUCCAGAUCAGUAAUGCAAGGACGGCAGACUAUGCCGAGGUCGAAGUCGCAGGGGAGGAUGUGGCUGACGACGUGGAGAGCGACGGGCCAGAAAUUGACAGCUGCCCGGUAGAGGGGAAUGCGCAGGAGUCGGAGGUGAAAGACCAAGAAGAUCCAGUCAAAGAUGAGUCAGCCGAGAAGGAUGAGCAGACCGAGAAGGAUGAGCAGGACAAAGAGAUAGUCGAAGAGCCAGUCGACCUUGAACACGACGAUACCCAGUCUGUCUGGAAGGGCAAGGGAAAGGAACGACUCCGGUCUAGCUCACCAGUGCCGUCCUACACGUCCACAGCCCGAACCGGAGCUGCCGGAUCAGCCAAGCGCGGCCAGAAGGCCAAGGCCAAGAAGCUAGCCAAGUACAAGGACCAGGACGAAGAGGACAGAGCACAAGCAGAGCGGCUGAUUGGCAUUGCGGCUGGUCGCGAGAAGGCCGAGGCCAAGGCACGCGCCCAGGCCCAGCGAGCAGCCGAGCUGGCUGCAUAUGAGGAGCGCCGACGGGCGCAAAGAGAGCGACAGAUCCAGGCGACACGGGCCUUUGAAGAAGCCCGACAGGCGAAGCUGCUGGCUCUUGCUGAGGCUGGCGGAGACGAAGACGACGACGGUGACGGUGACGGUGACGGUGACGGUGACGGUGACGGUGACGGCAGCCUGGACACGAUCGACACGCUGGUUGGCCGGCCAGCUGUGGGCGACGAGAUUGUCGAAGUAGUGCCAGUGUGUGCGCCCUGGUCAGCUUUGGCGCAGCUCAAGUACAAGGUGAAGAUUCAGCCCGGCCAGACAAAGAAGGGCCGGGCCAUGCGCGAUGUUCUGGAGCGGUGGCGACAGGCCGGCGAGGCUGGACGCAACGGCAACAAGGGUAUCUUGGACGAGUCGAGUCAGGAUCCCGAGCGCAUGUGGCCGCGAGAGGUCGAGCUGAUCCGGGGGGUGAAGAUGGAGGAGGCGGCCAAUUGCGUGCCCGUCAGCAAGAUGACGCUGAUGCUGGCCGGUGGACUCGGAGCCGGAGGUGCCGGAGCAAAAAAGACCGGCAGCAAUAAGGCCGGACAGACGUCUGGCAAGAAAGGCGGCAGUAGAGGUGGGGGGAAAUCCAAGAAGUAG